UUCGUUUACAGAGCCGACUCUCGCGUGCGUCUAGGCGCCAUUUUAUAAGAAAAGCGAUUGAGGUGUAGAAAGACCUUAAAACCUCUGCGAAGAUUUCGCAUCGUCGUCUUGCUCGCUACGAUAAAUAAACGCCACUUUAACAGAUAAACUGCACGUCGGAUGCAGAUCUACUUCAGUCGGGUUAUACUAAGCUCGUUAGCCAACUUGGUUUCUUCUUUGUCAGGGCCUGGUCUUUGGAUGCAUAGCUGAAAGGUGAAAGAUGACCCAAUUUCUGCCGCCAAACCUGCUGGCGCUUUUUGCCCCACGGGACCCGAUACCCUACUUACCCCAGUUGGAGAAAUUGCCUCACGAGAAACACCACAAUCAGCCUUACUGUGGUAUCGCACCUUUCAUCAAGCACUUCGAGGACCCCAGAGAUGCCCCUCCUCCAACUAGAGCAGAGACCAGGGAGGAAAGGCUGGAAAGAAAGAGGCGGGAGAAGAUUGAGCGGAGACAAGCUGUUUUGGAGACUGAGCUGAAGCUGUGGGAUCCCCACAAUGACCCGAAUGCUCAAGGAGAUGCUUUCAAGACAUUGUUUGUUGCAAGAGUGAACUACGAUACAACAGAGUCUAAACUCCGUCGUGAAUUUGAAGUUUAUGGGCCUAUCAAAAGGAUCUACAUUGUUUACAACAAGAGGACUGGGAAGCCCAGAGGCUAUGCCUUCAUUGAGUAUGAGCAUGAGAGGGACAUGCAUUCGGCCUACAAACAUGCCGAUGGUAAGAAGAUCGAUGGGAGAAGGGUGUUGGUGGAUGUGGAGAGAGGACGCACAGUUAAAGGAUGGCAUCCACGCAGGCUAGGUGGUGGUCUAGGUGGCACAAGGAGGGGUGGUGCUGAUGUGAAUAUCAAGCACUCUGGCAGAGACGAUACCUCUCGCUAUGAUGAAAGACCUAUAGGCGGGGACCGCGACCGUGACCGUGGUGGUGGUGGUGGUGAUCGUCGGGCAGAACGUAGCCGAGAGAGGGACCGUGAAAAGGAUCGGGGUGAAAGAAGGAGGUCCAGGUCCAGAGAGAGACGGAGACGCAGCUCACGCUCCCGAGAGAGGGAGAGGGCUGAGCGUGGGGUUGGAGUGCCUGGUCCUGGGGUUGGUGGGCCUGGUGAUGAGGGUGGCAGUAGCAGACGGAGGGAGCGAGAGAGGGGAGGUGGGGGUGAAGACAGGAGCAGAGAGAGAAGCAAAGACAGGGAAAGAAAGAGGAGAAGUAGGAGCAGGGAUAGAAAGAGGGACCGGGAGCGAGGCAAAGGUGGUGGGGAUGAAGUGGGUGAAGGUGGAAUCGGGCUUGGUGAUGGCAUGGUAGAUGGAGAACGAGCAAUGGAUGACCCCAAUUCUGCAGACCUAGGUAACCCUGGUCGUGAUGAAGGAAGCAUGGAAGCUGAGGAUAGGGGAAGAGAACGUGGAGAUAGAGACCGGGAGAGGGACAGGGACAGACGACGUAGUCACAGGGACAAAGACCGGGACCGAGACAGAGAGCGAAGGAGAGGAGAUAGAGACAGGGAUAGAGAGAGGGAGCACAGGAGAGAGAGAGGAGACAAAGACAGGGGUGGGGAGAGAAGGGAUGACAGGCAGUUGGGCCCACCCUCUAUGCUCCCCCCUUCUCUGGUUCAGGAUGGGGCCAGUAAUUUUGAAGACUUGCCAAUGCCAGAGGAAGGUAGUCAAGAUGGAAUGAUGGAUCAGGAGUCUGUACAGUCUGGGGAGGGAUACAUAUCAAAUGAGAAUGGUUAUAGGAUGGAGCCACGAGUAGAGGAAUACUAACAUGGGUAGUAGAAAUGCUGUCCUAUUUAUAAUGGGGGACCCAUUCAAAUAUUGUGCUUAAAACCGUUCAAAUUCCUAACCACAUAGUUCAACCCUGUAAUGUGUCCCUUCAGUAUCCAACAUGGUGUUCGCUGAGCAGUACCAGUAAAGCCAUUAAUACACGUUUGAGAACAUUUCAAGAAACCUAAUGUGUGGGACUCAUCUCCAGUUUUAGCUAUUGAUUGUGGUGUCAUUCAAGCGACCCAUUGGAGACGAAGACUCAGAAGAGAAAGGUAAAUCACAUGGUGUUGGCCCGUUUCUGUAUGAGAGUAUAUUACUCUUAAUCAGAAAAUGCCUUGUCAAAGGGCUUGGGAAUUUUCCUGGAUUUUGAAUUUAGCAGCUGUCACUGGUCAAUGAUACACUGCAAUGCUAUGGCCCAGUCAUCUGUCAUGUGCUUUGAUUUAUCUAUGCGUUUGCUGUCAAAUUACUUUUAACAGUAAGGCUGUAUACAUUGGCAGUUUAACAGUGUUUGUACCAGAACAGAUAAUAUUCAGUUUUAGUUUUACUCUCGAUUUUGAGUUUCCUAAUUCUAAAAUGAUCAUUUUCAUCAUUUGGAAAAUGAAUUCUGUAGAUUGCCAUGUUUCCAAGAGCAGGACAUACUAUGAAAUGUAAUUAUGUAUUUAAUAGUUAGGUUCUUAGAAUAUUGCAGUCAUUUUGACGUUUAGUUUUAAACUGUGACCAAGGCAUUGAAACAGUGAGAUGUGUGAUUCUUUUUCCGUAAGAGGCUGCAUUGUUGGGAGGGGGGCCAUUUUUGGUUCUAGUGAAGUUUGACUGGUUUUGACAGGUGGGAGUAGGAGAAUGAAUGCAUGUUGUUGCUGUGUGUCAUCUGUUAUCUGGUUAUUCUGAUUGUAUCAUGUCCUCUUUAUAAUAAAGGACUUUUUUUGUU
Molecule: messenger RNA, 2711 nt
Organism: Paramormyrops kingsleyae
Lineage: Eukaryota; Metazoa; Chordata; Actinopteri; Osteoglossiformes; Mormyridae
Biological process (GO): mRNA splicing, via spliceosome
Cellular component (GO): U1 snRNP; precatalytic spliceosome; U2-type prespliceosome
Molecular function (GO): mRNA binding; U1 snRNA binding
Source: RefSeq, a predicted model, not a curated record